Molecule: messenger RNA, 1059 nt
Organism: Stomoxys calcitrans (stable fly)
Lineage: Eukaryota; Metazoa; Arthropoda; Insecta; Diptera; Muscidae
Gene: Sptr
Product: sepiapterin reductase
Exons: 1
Coding region: 51-845 (264 amino acids)
Biological process (GO): tetrahydrobiopterin biosynthetic process
Molecular function (GO): sepiapterin reductase (NADP+) activity
Source: RefSeq, a predicted model, not a curated record
AAGUUGCAGUAAAUUAGAAAAUCCCAGUCCCCUCGGACAUUCAAUUAGACAUGGGUUUAGAUUUAAACAAGAAAACCCACUUCCUGAUCACAGGUGCUUCCCGAGGCAUAGGAAAAUGCAUGGCCAUUGAGGUCUCUUUGAAGUUAAAGGCCGGUUCUGUUAUUGUUUUGUUGGCUCGCAAUUUGGAGGCCUUGCAAAAAACCCAAUCCGAAAUUCUCUCUAAACGCUCCGACGUCACAGUGCAAGUUUUCUCUGUGGAUUUGUCAACAGCAAAGGCUGAAGACAUCAACAAGUUGUUAAACGACUCGCUAGAACAAAGUCAAACCAAGGCAAGUGACUUUGAAAGGGCCUUCAUUAUACACAAUGCCGGCACAGUGGGUGAUGUAUCCAAACGAGCAAAGGAUAUAUCGGAUACUGAUAUGUGGACUCAAUACUAUCACACAAAUGUCUUCUCCACCAUAUCCUUGAAUGUGGAGUACUUCAAAAUGUUCUCUCAAGUGCCCAAAUUGGUGGUAAAUGUAAGUUCCAAAUGUGGCAUUGAACCAUUUGCCUCUAUGAGUUUCUAUUGUUCUGGCAAGGCGGCGCGAGAAAUGUAUUUCAAUGUUUUGGCCGUGGAAGAGAAGGGUAAUGAAACGUUGGUACUCAAUUAUGCUCCUGGUGCUAUUGACACAGACAUGACAGUCUAUGUGCAAAAGGAUACAGUGAAUAGUGAAUUGCAUGAGGCUUUUAGAAAGCAGCGUGAAACCAAAACAAUGCUUACCACAGAUCAGACAACUGCCAAGUUUUUGUCUGUGUUGGAGGAAGGCACAUUCCAAUCAGGUGCUCAUAUUGAUUAUUGGGAUUAGGUGGCUGGUAAAUUGGUGCUGCUGCUAUAUGGUGCUUUCAUUGAUUUUUAAGUUUAUUUUUUAAAGACAAGCAGCUGCAAACUUUGCAUAUUAAAUGGCUACAUUCCAGUACAUCAAAUUAUAUACCCAGUAUUUUAUAAUUCGUUUUUUUCUUUUGUACUUAAAUAUUUAUUUCAUAUUCAAUAUAUAAAUAAAACAUUUCAUAGAUGCGGUA